CUCUACACGUGUACGGGUGAAACUUAAAAACAGAAAGCAUUAGGGUUAAAUUUGAGUUAAAUAAGAAGCCUCUUUUGUUGUUUAAAUGCUUUUUAUAUAAACUUUGUUUAAAGCUAUAAAACUAAAAUCCUUUCAUUUGAUUUGGUUCUGUUUCAAGGUCGCAAUUCAACCUUUCUUUGUAGUCUCAAUUGAAUAGCUCCAGCUUUGGUUCCUCAACCUUUUUGAAUUAAAUGUUGUUGUUGAGUUUCUUUGCAUGUUAUGCUUGUGUAUUUUACUCUGAAACCUCGAAUACUAUAGCUAGUUGAGUAUUCUUGUUUCAAAUGUCGGUACAUAUCUGGGUAAUGUUUCGCUGAACAUAAUAAUCAAGAUCCUAACUAUCUGGAUGUCUCUAAGGAGGGAGGAAGCAUAAAGCAGUGCAUAUUUUCAUUCUCGAUACAGGGCAGGGUGAUCAUGUUAUAGUGCUUUUAGAUGAUUACCUAAAACAGCUAAAGAUGUCUGUAGAAGCCAGAAAUGAAGUUGAUCAUGAUGUAAAUAACGGUGGUUCUUCCGCUAAGAAUGAAAGUAGAAUUGGGUCAGAAACACCUGUUAUGGACUCAGUUGGUGCUAAACAGUUUAGAGAUACUAAACCUAGACUCGAGGGUCAUAUUGAUGAGAUCUUGCUCCGUGUUAUAGCAGAAGCUCUUCAACGAGUAGAUGGAUCUACUCCUACAACUUUUCUAGCGUCAGUAAUUCGACAAGCACUGAUAAAAGAAUUGCGAAAAUAUGGUGCCACAGAAUUUAUGGGUUUAAAAGGGAUUGAUCCAUCAUCAGCUGAAGCUUGGUUGAAAUCAACAAAUCGAGUAUUGCAACAGCUCGGGUGUACUCCAGGGGAAUGUGUCACAUUCGCUGUCUCUCUUUUGGAAGAAGAGGCGUAUCUAUGGUGGCAGACAGUUACCCGUCAUGUAUCAGCGGAUCGGAUUGAUUGGGAAUUUUUUCAGUCUGAAUUUCAAAAGAAAUACGUUGGUGAAUUAUAUUUGGAAGACCGGAAACAUGAGUUCUUAACAUUAAAGCAGGGUGAGAUGUCUGUGAUGGAUUAUGAGCGUGAGUUUCUUCGGCUUAGUAAAUAUGCCUCGGAGCUUGUGCCAACAGAAGAAGAGAGUUGUAAGCGGUUCCUUCAAGGAUUGCGAGAUGAACUCAAAGUUCAGUUGGUUUCUCAUAAAAUUAAGGAGUUUGUUGACUUGACUGAACGAGCUAAAAUGGUAGAACACGUCUUGGGUCUUGAUAAGAAAUUUGAAUUCUCUCGAGCUAUUGGGAAACGAGCAGGGACUUCUAGUUCGUAUCAGACAUCUAAGAGAGCUAAAGAAACUCGUGAGUCUAGGAGAACGACCUCAAAAAUUUCUAAACUUGAGAGAGCUUGAGAUUGUCAACCGUCGGUACCAGUGCGUAGCGUGAGAGGUCCUGCAAGAGAUUUUGAUAUUCCAACGUGUGUUCAUUGUGGGAAAAAGCACCGAAGUGAAUGCUGGAAGUUGAAAAAAGCUUGUUUUCGAUGUGGAUCUUUGGAACAUUUUUCUCGGGAUUGUUUGAAGAAUGAAGAUACUUCUCUAGUGAUAGCUCAAAGGUCCAUUCCUUCUGCUAGGGGGCGAGGAAAUCCUCGUAGUGGUUUUGUUUCACGAGGGAUUCAGAGGAAAGAUACGGGUUCUGCUACUCAGCAGUCAAAGGUCAGAGCUCCAGCACGAGCCUAUGUUGUGCGGACCCAUGAAGAGGGUGAUGCUACAGAUGUUAUAGCAGCUAUUGACAAUCCGGUUUCUUCAAAAGCGAAGGAAAAAGCUAAAGUCACCGACGAGUAGUUUGAAAUUCCCUGCUAGGUAUAUUUUGAGAUUUUGUACUCAGAGUUAUCAGCAUCCAACCGACAAAUCUUGAACUCAACCAAGUUCGUAUAUUUUGUUUUGUUUCAAGUUGGCAUGUACUUGGUUUUUAGUAAAGUCAUUUGGCUAUAGAUAUAUUUUUGUGACAAAAAAAAAUAACUUUUGGUUGCUAUAAUAAUAUUAUUAUUAGUUAAUUAAAUUGUUUUAAUGUGAUAUACUUAGGUUGCAGUAUUUUUCAGAAUAUGGAUGUGUUGGGAAUUGAUUUGGGAGAUGAUUUAAAUAUGAAUAUAUUGUGAAAUUUAAAUUUUUGUAGGAGGUUUUAUGCAAAAUGAGCAGAAAUGUUGCCGAA
Gossypium arboreum is the source of this 2193-nucleotide messenger RNA. RefSeq lists its product as uncharacterized. The transcript has 5 exons. NCBI's taxonomy places the organism in Eukaryota, Viridiplantae, Streptophyta, Magnoliopsida, Malvales, Malvaceae. The coding region runs from base 492 to 1397 and encodes 301 amino acids. The record is from RefSeq and is a predicted model, not a curated record.